Messenger RNA from Panonychus citri (citrus red mite), 1316 nucleotides. Its product is annotated as protein shifted-like. Gene Ontology annotation, cellular component: extracellular region; cell surface. The transcript has a single exon. Gene Ontology annotation, biological process: anatomical structure development. Gene Ontology annotation, molecular function: signaling receptor binding. The coding region runs from base 150 to 1214 and encodes 354 amino acids. Lineage: Eukaryota; Metazoa; Arthropoda; Arachnida; Trombidiformes; Tetranychidae. The record is from RefSeq and is a predicted model, not a curated record.
UUCUUUUUGAUUGUUGAAUUAAUUUUCUAUUAAAUUAAAUUGUUGGUGUUAAUUAUGUUGUUUAGCUGUUGAUUGGAAUUUUUUUUCUCUUUGGAUUAUAUUCUAUUUGGAUUGAGAAUUAAUUGGAUUGAUUGAUUUUCGUUGUUUCAAUGUUAACUUUUAAAGGUUUUUUCUUAUCAACAGUUGGUUUGUUUUGGAUUCUUUUGGUUGGUUUGUCUAGUGUUUCUUCAUCUGAGUAUGAAUCAAUUCCUUUGAUAAUUGAUGAAGAAGAUGAUUAUCGUGGUUACCUUGAUCAUCCACCUCGUGAUGUUUCCCUUUGGUUAGAUGAGAAUCAAGUUAGAGAACUUGCCAAUGUAUCAAGUCAACUUUAUGCCAUAAGAGAAGGUAAAUUGUUACCUUACCUAUUGGAACCUAAUUUUCAAACUUACCUGCCCAAUAUUCCUGCUGAAGUGAUUUCAAUUAACUUUACAUGGACUUCAGGAGCUGGUAAAAUGUAUCAAUACGAGUUUGAAGAAUUGAAAUCAUUUAAUCGGUCAAUUCUAUUUGAUCCAAUUAUCUCAAUCAACCGGGAAGGAUUUAUACCCAAUGAUCCAAGUAUUUUUCGUGUUACCAUUUUAUGUUCAGGAUCAAUACCUGGUGUCUCAUCUUUUGCCAUCACUUUGGCAAUAAAAGAUGGUGAGAAUAACAAGAAUUUGGAAGGUACACCGAUUAGAAUGAAGCUAAGAAAACACUGUCAAGGAAAACAAUCAAAUGACAUCAAUUGUCAUACCAAAUGUCACAAUGGUGGCUGGUGUAAUUUAGAUUCUAAUUGUGAAUGUCGUCGAGGUUAUUCUGGAACCUUUUGUGAGACACCUUUGUGUUUCCCACCCUGUCUUAAUGGUGGUAAUUGUAUAGCACCAGGAAUAUGUAAUUGUAUCAAUGGAUAUCAAGGUCAACGCUGUGAGGGUGGAAUUUGUUGGGAACGAUGUCUCAAUGGUGGAAAAUGUGAUCAAAAGGAUACGUGUACCUGUUCCCGUGGUUAUUAUGGUCCUCGGUGUGAAUAUUCAAAGUGUUUAAUUCCCUGUUUAAAUGGAGGUCGUUGUAUUGGAGUUGACAAAUGUCGAUGUCGAAAAGGAUUCACUGGUUUACAAUGUGAAAUAAGCUUGACCGGUCAACGUGACCCAUUAACAAGCUCACGAAGAAGAAAAAAACCAGUCAAGAGGAAAUUUGUUUAAUCCAUUUGAUUGAUUUUAAUUUUAUCAACAAAUUUAUCAAACAAUUUAAACUCGUAAUUGUUGUUCAUUCACCGAUAUACAUAUGACAACUUUUCAAAUGAA